AUGCACAUGCAUCAAGACAUGCAAGAGGUCGGCUCUUCGAGCUCCCAAGAUUCUUGGCAGAAGCCGAAAGAUCGAUUCAGGCGCAUUGGCUUCAAGCGCCCUAGCAGCACCCAGCCGUCCGCAGGGAACAAGCUCGCAAGGGCCCGGCCUCGGAUCCAAGGUCCCAGGAAAGGUGCAGCACCCCGGCUGAUCCUCGGGGUGGCGGAGGACGCAGGUGAAGCGGAGCUUGGAAGAGCUUUUGAGCAGCGCAAGCAGGAGUGCGGUCCUGGGAAGGUGCCGGCAGAAACAUCCGAGGCAGCGAAGGAAGUUUGGCAGGCAAUGAAGUCGGCUUACGAGGCCAUACGGUCCGAGAAAGAGUCUGAGGAGUCUGUCGCGCAUAGGCUGCAGGACAUGGAUCUGGGGAAGGCCUUCAGCUCUGCAGUCUUCCGCACCCUCUUUCUCCCGCGAGACCUGCCCGGAGAGGAGGAAGCCACCUCAGAUGUCGUCGCGACGUUGGCAUCUGUUGCUCCCACAUGGACAGUGAGAAUGCAGGAGUUCGUGUUCAACAUGUUACAUACAUGUGGCUAUGAGCAUUUGCAGCGUACGAUUUCCUCCCUUACACAAGGCAUGGCAUCGGCCUUUUGGAUUCGGGCACAGAAUGCUAUCCUUCACAUCGAGCGCCGGUCGGAGACCGUGGCAAGGUUGAGUGCGUGGCGUGUGCAGUUGCCGUUGGCAGAAGCCAUGCGGACGGAAGCCGUGUGGAUGCAGCUACCAGCUGUUGCCACCGACGUGCCGUGGCAUGUGGUGGAUGAUGAUGCUUUCUACCGACUUGUCGGCGAACUGGUGGAUUAUGAGUUCCCAGAUGCAGCACGCAGGUCCGAGAAGAAGCACGCUCAAGUUCAGGAGACUUGGGAACCCAACUCUCCCACGUACGUCUUGGACUACUUGCUGCCGGCCUCUGGAGGCGAGACCGUGGUACUUGCUGAGGGUGAUGCUGUUUGGGAGCAGGUCUUCGAUGAAGUGCGGCACCAGCCGGGCGGCGCGCCCUGGCGCUCUUCGCCAGCUUGGGCGGCUUUCAGGACCGCCCUGCACCUGGAGUGCUGCCGAACCGCCUCGACACCAGAAAUCGGGGAGCUCACAUUCAAGACGAUGCUUUUGCAGAUUUCUUUCCGUGCCCUCCGGCAUGUGGAGAUGACCGGUUCGAGGGACGCUCCGGAUGCGUCUGCGCAGUUGGAAGCAGCUCGGAAGUUGGUUCUGCAAGCUCUGGAGCUCGAGGCGGCCGUGGAGAAGGCGUCGGCACCUCAGAAUCUGGAGACCUCGGCGAGGAAUGCAGUGGCAGAUGCUCGUGAUGCCGCGCAAAUGACAUUGCAGCAUCUGGAAGCAGAGUGGGAGUCUAUAGCGAAUCGCGAGCUUCCCUGCACAAUCUACGCUGCGCAUCUCAACUUCGACAGGGAUGAGAUGCACCAGUUGAAACACUCCGAGCCGUGCAUCCAGAAGGUGAUGGCUUGGGCCCUGCAGGGUCAGCAUGGCCGGAAUCAGCAGGUGACAGACCCGCCAUGUUGUCCGCGGGCAGGGGAGUCCUGUGACAGCCAGGUUACAGCGCUCAAGGCUGUCACAGCAUGGCCGAGCGACUCGGACAGGAUGACUGCCCUUUACGAUGCUGAGAACUGGAUCUCUGCUGCUUGGCAUUCGCAGGCGGUGUUUCAGGCGGACGCGUUCCGCGAGCUGAUGACCGGAUACUUGGAGCUGAGCGGCAGGAUCUACAAGGGCGACCCAGAAGGACAGAGCCGAAGAUGUCUCAUGGCGACCACGAUGGUGCUGAUGGUGGAUCGUGCAGCUUGCAGAGAGUUCCCGGUGCUCAAAGAGCACAGCAUUGGUGUUGAGAUCAGCAUGCUGCAUGUGAUAUUGACUCCGCACUUAGAAGAUCGGAAGCUGCUUCAUGCUCUGGAGUGCUAUGUGCAAGAGCGAGAGAAUGUUGCCAGCUAUCCCAGCACCAUCUGCGCCGCUGAAGUGUCCGCCAGCUCUUUCUCAGUAAGGUUUGCGAAAGCAGAGAUGGAAGACGUCAGAGCAGACAUCCAAGAGCAAUGCCUACAGAAUCAGGCAGCGAAAGCAGAAGAAGUUCGCACAACUCUGAGCCGCCACAGGGAGAUGUUGGAGAAGUUCAAGCAGACAACAGCAGCUGCAGAGGUUCUCUCUUGCGAGUAUGACCCGGGCCGUAGGCAUUCGAGAAAGUGUAAGAAGUGUGCGACCAAGAAGCAAGCGAAUGUCGAGAAGGACUAUGCGAACAAGAUGCACGUGGACAUCUACGAGAAGCUGCUUCCAGAAGAUGAGAACGAACAGCGCGCUGUGGUCUACGAGCUGCAGCAGCCGGCUAUUCUCGCUUUGCAGCGGGACUCGAUCCUGCUCCUUGCUCGCGAAAUUGGCGCCCAGGGUGAUUUCUACAGCGACCGGUCUCGGAUGGUCCCGUGGCGCCAAGAUCCGUGUUUGUCCGGUUGGCGUCGGGUUAAAGACGCAGCGUUCUCACUGGGCUCUAGCAGCAAGAAGUUCCGUGACAGCCGUUACAAGAAAUGUCAUGUGCUGAAGCACAAAACCUUCAUUGUCCCCCACGGGUAUAACUUGGUCCUACUCGACGAGAAGAAAUGGGAUGAAGAAGGGAAGAACAUUGUCAGCUCUCGUUGGCGUUGGAGCGUGGAGAGGCCAACCAAGGUGAGCACAAACGACGAGAGAUAUGAAGCCCUUGACGGCCAUGUAGCCUCUUGGAAAGAGAAUGACAACAAGGCCAUCGCUAUGAAAUCUGCGGCGCAUCCUGACAUCACGUUGCUCGAGUUCGAGACGUUCGGCAUGCUUCGAAGUGGCGUACGCUUGCAACUCCCACGCCUGAUGUACGCCAUAGCUCAGCACUGUCUGUCCUUCCAGCGACUCGGUGUCUUGAACAUGCUGAAGGCACUCCUGUGGCAGGUUGGGCCAGCCUCUGAGAACAGCUUGCAAGAAGCUUCCACGACUGGGAAUUUGGCACAGCAGGCAGUGCUUCGCCAAGCUUCGGCGUGCUUGCUUGAGGAUGAUCUUGCCCUCAAGCUGUGCACCCACAUUGCCCUUCUUCUUGAAACGUCGAGGAAGAACUGGACUCACAACCGCACCCUGCUCUUCGUGAUCACUUUGGGCCGCUUUCUUGCUGAGCAUUGCAAUCCUCGGGGCAGUGCGGCGGCACAUGGCAUCCUGCGCAGCGCUCGCUCUGUGGGACUUGAGUGGGUAGCAACGGUCAAGGAGAUCUUGAGCCACACUUCGGACGUGCUGGAGGCUGCACGCCUUCGUGACAAGAUUGUUGACAUAGCCGCAGCUACAGCUUUGACGUUUCUCUCCUCGCCUCUCCCAGGGGUGACGCAAACAGCUUGCCUGACGGAGGAGAGCCUGCUUGACUGGCUCACGGUUCGCGCCGCUUGCUACGAAACCAUGCUUUCGGGAUGUCUGCAAGAAGAGAGCCUGUCAUCCGAGCGGCGGCAGCUCGUGCGGAAUGCCAGGUGUGUAGCGUUGAGCUUGGAGCAUCAACUUCACAGAACCAUGGUGUCCAACUUGCUGACGAAGUUCGUUCGAAGGCACUGGGCGGGGGGCAGGGAUGGUACCUACGGUGAGUGGCAAUGCUGCAAGGAGCCUUGCAGCCGCUGGUACAAGACGACUUACGAGCGGACUUGCGUGCUUCACUUGGAUGUGCUUGGAGGUUCUUUCCUGGUGAAUGGGAAGCCUGUAGGACUGCUGCCCUCGCAGAUCACCGGCAGCAGACUCUACAGUCGUCUCUUCGGCAACCACCGGUUCCAGGUGCGACCCACACCUCAAGGAAGCUAUGUCUCCGACAUUCAGAACUCUGCCUGCUUCACGUUUGAUGUGAACACUGAUGGCACAGUCAUGAUUAAGGAGGAGCGCUCAAGCCCGGAUGGGGCGGUCUCGGCAUCUGUGGUGCCGCAUGACGCCUUCAGGAACGAUGUGCCUGCUGAGCUCGUGGAGAACUACAGCCACUGGUUGGUGCCAAAGCCAAGGCCCACAAUCUACUUCCGGCCCAUCUCUUUCAAGGACCCCAAGUUCGAGCUGGGAUGCUCCCAGGGUGCUGCGUUUGUGCUGGACUUGUGCAGCCGGACGAUCAGAAGCACUGGAUGCGGACAGUUGCUGAUCGAUAUUGGCAGUGCAACGUUUCAGGAGCUCUUCAAAGCUUUCGGACGCCUGGCACUGCGGGAUCAUGUGCACGUUUUUUCUGGCAGUCCAAGCCCCAGGGUGUUCCUGCCUGAUUUGCAGAUUCACUUCAAUGUCCAUCAUGCAGGCGGGUCUGUUGAGCUCCGGAGCCAUGAAAUGCAAGGAACUGUUGCUGCGGAUCAGAACCUGCGAACCCUGAUUGGCCUGGAGCAUGGCCUGCUUCUGGAGAGGGGCAAUGAGAAGAUGCUUUUGCUGCCUCAUGCCAGCACCGUCUGUCACAAGGAGGACAAGCAUCGAUCGGUCAAGCUGGAGCUUGACAAGGUGCGUUCGCCCCCCUUCUUCGUGUAUACCCUACGGCCACAUCUCCAGGAUCUGCACGGUCCCAAAGAUCGUCUCGCUUGGAUCUACUUGGCAAAGCUGCAUGCGUUGACGUCCCACGUACUGCCCGACCCUUUCCUCGAGCGUACUGGGACCGUCACGGCCUUGGAUCUUCUCCGCUCUGCCAGAUGCCGCGGCAACCUUCCAGAGCUCCACGAGAAGAUGGAGCUGGGUACGGCGGAGCGGACGCUCGUGGAAAUUGCCAGGGCCUCGCCGGAGCGGUCGCCUUGUGGGAGGUUUGGCAGGGUCGCAGAGAGAGCAGACUUCCAUGACAUGCUGGGAUUGUGCGCUCAUGAAGGCUUGGCUUUCUUGUCCCACCAAGCAUUGACCGAGCUUCGGGAGCAGUGCCAGUUCACAGGGAAAUGCCCCAAAAGCCUCCUCAACGCUCUGGAUGAGACUGGCCUCCGCUGUGGUUCCCUCAGCCAGCGGGCCUACCUUCGCAGUCGAGAGGCCUAUGGUCUUCCCGCGCGCUUGCGGCCAGAGGAAGAAGAAGCGGCUCUUCUCCAGCAGAGCAAGCCCCGAGCUCCGGUUCUUUGGCAAGAGGUCGUUGAGAAAGAGGCAGCCAAGGUUCGGGAGGUGGCCGCCGUCACGCUUGGGGAGGGAUCGGUGCACUUUCACUCGCUCCUGCCGCUCCUGUGCACCUCGGAGGAUCUUCCGGGGAUCUCCCAGGAGUAUCUCUCAAGCAUUGCUUCCUGGGACAAGUUGGCGCAAGAGCAGACCUUGCGGCCCGCUUGGAUCGCGCUCUGCGAGGCGGCGCUGCGGGUGAACUGUCAGAGGAGGGUCGGCUUUAUGCUGGCUUUCCUGGCGAAACAGUGGCCGGAGCCACAAACAGUGGCCCAUCUCAAGAUUCUUGCCAGCAUCGCCUGCCACGCGGAAGAGUUCCGCCCGCUGCAGCUACCGCGACAUGCGAGGUACCAGCGCCCAGACAAGUUUGAGCCUGAAUCUCAAGAAGUGGAGACAAUCACCAAACGACAUCAGAUGUGCUCCGAAGUAGAUCUUGACGAAGACCGGUCGGUAAAGCAGGCUGAGAAACUUCGCAAGCGUUUCGAGGAGAAUUGCAAGAAGGAGCUCUCUCUCAUCGUGCUGAAGACUGGUCUUGUGUUCUCCAGCGGUGGUUGCAUGGAUCGGUCUGUGUACCUCCAGACCAUCAAUGAUACGCAGGCCUUCCUGAAGGACAUCGAUGCUUACCUGACCAGAUUGCGGCAGGCGUGUGACCUGCGCGGCUUUCUGAAAAAGGUGGAGAGCAAGCUGCAGACUCCGAAGCUACAGCCAGACAAGCGGACGCCAACUUCAGAACUCGCGCUCCCCACCAGGAGCAGGCUGAAGCCAAUGCUUUCGUCACCAAUGCUGCCUGAGCCCGAGCUGGGCGUGGCGGCAUCCUCUGCGGCAUUGCAGAGGUUCUGGGACACGGGCAAGCUGGGAACUCCGGUGACCCUCUCCUCUUUCUCGACGAAGACCCAGGCUCCUCUUCUAAGCUUGGCGCCUGACGAGGAGUAUGCGCAGAUUAACAAAGAGUUGAUCGACCCUCUGCUGGAAAGCUGGAAGCUGGCGCAUGAAGACCAGUCCUUGGAUCACGAUCUGCUAGACUCUACCCUCAGGGAGAAGCUCCGCAGAUACUUGAGGGAGGCGGAGGCUUGGCGGAAGAAGACCUGGCAACAUGUUCGCGAUGCCCUUCAGGGACAAGGUGACUGGGACGAUCUGCUACGUCAGUGUGGUCUUCACGAGACACCGGUGCCACUCACGGCAUUGCCUCGUCUGUUGAAUGCUCACGACUCUCCUCUCUGCGUUGCCAUCGGUGCCUUUGCAGUCUGCCUCCGUGCCGAGCAGCGUGCCCUACGCUGCUUGCGGCUGUUGGAGGUGAGCGGGAUGAGUGCUUGGUUGAGGCAGGAGCUUGACACUGGAAGCACGGGCUCCACGACCUGGGCGCCGGCAAAGCAUCCGGAGUGGCUGCUUCUGGAAGUGGACAACGAUUUCUGCAUUCGUGAGCAGCAGGUGCUGGUGGCAAAGCACAUGAUGCCGGAGAAAGCUCAGAGUACGGAAGAGCUGCGGAACAGCCUGAUGCAGCUGAAUAUGGGCGAAGGGAAGACGUCAGUCAUCGUUCCGCUCCUGAUUGCAUCUUUGGCAGAUGGCCAGAAGCUACUGCGAGUCACCGUGCUCUCGUCGUUGAGACAGACCAAUGCGGCAGACUGGCAGCACAAGAUUGGAGGUCUUCUUGGGCAGCGCGUGUACCCAAUGCUUUGUCGCCGAGAUCUGAAGCUGGAGGAUGUUCCCGCCUCGUGCCUUCAUCGAAUGUUACAUCGGGUCCGCCAAGGUCGUCACAUCAUUGUCACGGUGCCUGAUCAUCGGCUGUCUUUGGAGAACAAGGCGAUUGAGCUGGCUUACACGGGGAACUUGCAAGCUAGUGAGGGCCUCCACUCUGUUUUGGAUCUGCUGAAGACACAUGUCCGGGAUGUUUUGGACGAAUCCGACGAGAUCUUGCAUGCCAAGUACCAGUUGAUCUACACCCUGGGGAAUCCUCAGGAGUUUGAUGGUGGUGGGCUUCGAUGGCGUGUUGCUUCCUCCGUGCUGGCUCUCGUGGCCAGGCGAUCUCAGAUGUUGGCAGAGACCUUCGGACAAGCAGCGGUUGAGUUCACUCCGGGAUCUCCCACCUUCCAGUUCCCUUCUGUGCGACUGCUUGAGCAUCAGACGGGUGCAGCGGUGUAUCAGCAGCUUUGUGAUUGGAUUGUUGACGACUUGCUGGCGUCGGAACAUUCGCAGCUUUCUCUGAAGAUCUGCGGUGAGAAGGAGCGACAAGCCUUCAGGGAAUGUGCUCUCGUUGACGACGCCAGGGGGGAGCCUUGGCUCAUCUUGCACGAGACUUUGCAGCCCAUCGCCUUUUUGCUUCGCGGCCUCCUUUGUCACGGCGUUCUCCAACUGGCGCUCUGCAAACGCUGGCGGGUGGACUUCGGAAGGCACCCUGCCGGCAGAUGCCGGAUGGCCGUCCCUUUUAGAGCAAAGGAUGUUGCCGCCGAGAGGAGCGAAUUUGGACAUCCGGACGUGGCCAUGCUGCUUACUUUGAUAACCUACUACAGAGGUGGCUUGGACGACCAUGCCAUGAAGGAAGUCUUCGGACGACUCGCAAGAAAAGAUGAGCGUGAGGCCGCUGCCACCUACAGGAAGUGGACGGGCCAGAUGGGGGAGGCAAUGCCUACCGAGCUGCGCGACUGGUCGGGAGUUAACUUGGAUGACAAGGAGAUGCUGCACCAGCAGCUAUUUCCAGCAUUGAUGCGGCACUGUGGUGUGGUUGACUUUUGGUUGGGCGAGGUCGUCUUUCCUGUUGAGGCAAAGCAGUUUCCGCAGAAGUUGGUCGCGACCCCAUGGGACCUGUGUCCACUCGGCCCACUCACCACCGGCUUCUCAGGGACGGAUGACAUUCGACCGUUGCUUCCAACGACCAUCCGGCAAUCCAACCUCGCUCAGCUUGCGCAUACCAACGGUCUGGUACUCCGGAACCUCAUGCGCGAGGAGAACCAAGGCUACGUGAAGCUCCCGCACGAUGCUUCCGGCAAGGCCGUUCUGGCGAAGCUCUUGGCCGACCCAAGCAUCAACGUGCUGCUCGAUGCCGGGGCCCUCGUGACGGACAUGUCGAACCAGGAGAUGGCCCAAAGCUGGCUAGAGAGCCGCCGGGAUGGCAAGGAAGCCGCCAUCUUCUUUGAUACCAGCAAUGUUGCAUCAGUGGUGAACCGAAGUGGACAGGUCAUACCCCUGGCAGUCUCGCCUUAUGAGCGCUGCCUUGACAAAUGCCUCCUGUACUUGGACGAUGUUCACUGCCGUGGCUGCGACUUCCGCAUGCACUGCGGCAGCAAGGCCGCGGUCACUUUGGGUCGUGGAAUGCAGAAGGACAAGCUGGUCCAAGCUUGUAUGAGGAUGCGGCUGCUGGGGAGUGGACAUUCCGUUGCCUUCUUCGCAUCCUUUGAGGUUGAUCUUCAAGUCCAAGCCUAUCUUCGAAAGCCCGCUUUACGGAACUGCCAUUGCCGGGUUCUUUCUUCCAUCCUGUCCUGGUGUCUCACGAAUGCUGCGAAGGCCGUUGCUGACAAGCUGCCUUAUUGGGCUGCCCAGGGAGCUACCCGCAUUCGGAAGGAGGCUGCCUACACAUCCAGGCAGGAUCUCGCCAAGCUGGCUGCGACAUGUGCAAUGAACGAGGUUCUGCUGCUGAAGGACAUGUACGGCCACGCACGGUCCAAGGAGACGCUGCCCGACAUUGUGAACUGCCUUCUGCGGCCCAUCACAGCCAUGGUUCCAGCAGUGGACAGUCCGCAUGCUCGAUCUCUCUUGACUCAACUCCAGGUCGACGUGCAACGCCGAGUUGAAAGUCUUGCAAGCAAGGUGACCCGACCUGCAAGCCUCCUUGACGAAGAGCAGGAGCGGGAACUGGAGGUCGAGUUGGAGGAGGAGCGCCAGAUUGAGCGUCCGGGUCCUGCACAGGCCUGCAAGCCCCGGAUUUCACCAGGUGUGCAGGCUUUGGCUAGCACGGGCUACGCGAUGGAGUCGUUCUGUUCCAUCGGACAGCUUCUGCAGCAGACCUCCUUCCCACACUGGGGCUGGGCCAACGAAAAUGUCAAGGUGACACCGGACUUCAUGCAGACGGUUGACAACAACGGCUGUUUGGAUGCAUACUUGCGGCCUGCCAUGUGGCUGCUCAAAGGAAGAUCACAGCAAGUUAUCAUCUCGAACUUCGAAGCCGAACACUUUGCAAACAUGUUCAGCACCCGUCCCAAUGCGCGGCUUGUCUUGGUGGGACGGCGGCUGCGGCCGCACCAGGCACCGGUUUGCGAUGCUCCGUUGUCCACAUCGGUCCACGUUUUCGCCGGCAGCCUCUAUGGCGCGGGCGAGACUCUCCAGGAUCCUGAGAUUGAGAAGCAGCGCAGCUUCCUCUCCAUCAGCUGUCCGGUGGUGAAAAGCCCAGAGUGGCAGAGUUUCUAUGAUGAAAAACUCGUGCAGAGGGACGGUUUUGUGCACCCCAGCUCCCGCGAAGAAGUGGCAAGCGAGGAUCCGCCCCUGGCUUGCGAAGCUUCUCCGUUUCGUUCCAGUCCGGUGGGCGCUGUUCGGCGUCUCUAUCGAGCACGUCACUUGGGCGGGGAACUUCCCUUCUCACCCAUGGGGAUCAUCUUGUGCUCGGGCUGUGACUAG
Symbiodinium sp. CCMP2592 is the source of this 9708-nucleotide messenger RNA. The record is from the annotation of a GenBank genome assembly. NCBI's taxonomy places the organism in Eukaryota, Dinophyceae, Suessiales, Symbiodiniaceae.